This is a messenger RNA of Plutella xylostella (diamondback moth), 360 nucleotides long. It is a transcript of the gene Dna2, whose product is annotated as DNA replication helicase/nuclease 2. Gene Ontology annotation, biological process: replication fork reversal. Gene Ontology annotation, cellular component: cytoplasm. The record is from RefSeq and is a predicted model, not a curated record. Lineage: Eukaryota; Metazoa; Arthropoda; Insecta; Lepidoptera; Plutellidae. Gene Ontology annotation, molecular function: helicase activity; 5'-flap endonuclease activity.
AUGCUGGUGGCGCUCAAACAGCGAGUGCUGGUCACGGCGCACACGCACUCUGCCGUCGACACCGUUUUAACCAGAUUGCCGUCAACUCUGAAGAUACUGCGUCUUGGUUCAUCUGCUCGCGUGGCCGCCUCGCUGCUGCCUCGCUGCGAACAGACGCUAGCGGCUAAUUGUGACACUCCGGAGAAACUAGCCGAGCUCUAUGACUCUAUGGAGGUGGUGGGCGUGACGUGCCUGGGCGCGGCGCACGCGCUGCUGGCGCGGACCGCGUUCGACGUCUGCGUCGUGGACGAGGCUACACAAGUAAAUAUUAUAUGUCGUUUUUAUGCCCAGCCAGUUUUCCAAGCUAGCAUAGCCAGCUAG